Molecule: messenger RNA, 4656 nt
Organism: Funneliformis geosporum
Lineage: Eukaryota; Fungi; Glomeromycota; Glomeromycetes; Glomerales; Glomeraceae
Source: the annotation of a GenBank genome assembly
AUGUCACAUUUUCCAGCCAUAUUUGACACCACUUCUGAAUUUAUUUUUAUUGACGCAGAAUUUUCAAAAAAUAUUGAUAUUACAAAGACUGCUUUUGAAGCUUCCGGAACUUUAGAAGAAGCCAUUAAACCAUAUAUACCAUUAAUCGCGGUUGUUACAACCGUAAUUGAUGAAAUUAUCAAAAUUUACAAUGAUGUGGAAUCUAAUAAUAAAAAAUUUUGUAAUUUAAUGAUGGAUAGAGUUCAAAUUGCUGAAAAUUUUAUUAAAAUUUUAAGCAGAAGGAAACAAGAGAAUGAAAAAAAUUUUCGCAACAUGAAAUACUUUUUGGCUUUUGCAAGAUUUACUGAAGUCAUGAAAGAAAUUAGGGAUGUUGUUAAGGAUGUUUCUAAAUUACAAAGUUACAAAAAAUUCUAUGAAUUUAAUGGUUUAGUUAGUGAUUUUGAGACCGUGAUGAAGGAUUUGUAUUUCACCAAUAGUGAUCAACGCAGAAUUGAUCAACUUGCUCUAACUGAAGAUUAUUCCGAAAUAACAAAGGAUUCUCUUGAAGCCGAAGAAAAUGUAGAAACUGAAGGUGAUAUAAGGGUAGUAAUAGGAACCGAAGGAAACGUAGGAACUCAAAGAACGGUCUUUGCUGUAGGAGUAGUAAGUACCGGUGGAACCGCAGAGGCCAUUAGAACCAAAGGUGUUAUAGAUACUCAAAGAACCGAAGGAACCGUAAAGUUUACAGGAACCGAAGUAGCUGAAGAAAAUCAAACUCAAAAAAAAGAAGUGAAUAAUGGAACUCAAGUGGAAACUCAAAGAACUAAAAGAACUGUAGAGGUUAUUGGAAAUGUGGAAUUCAUUAAACCAUAUAUACCAUUAAUUGCGGCUGUUACAGCAGUAAUUGGAGACAUUUUUAUGAUUUAUGAAAAUAUUGAAUAUAACAAAAAGACUUGUAAUGCCUUAAUGGAUAGAGUUCAAACAGCCGAUAUUGCUAUUAAAAUGUUAAAUAGAAGGAUGCAGUGGAAUGAAAAUAAUUUUCGUAAAAAUAUUUAUUAUUUAGCUUUUAUAAAAUUUAUUAACGUUAUGAAAAGAAUCCAAGAUUUUAUUUUGGAUGUCUCUAAACUACAGGGUUACAAAAAAUUAUUACAAAUAGGUUCUAUUAAAGAUAAAUUUAAUAAUUUAAUUAACGAUUUUGAGAAGAUUAUGAAUGAUUUGAAAUUCACAAUUACAUUUACUUAUGCAGAUCAGCAUAAAAUUGACCAACAAGCUCUUAUUGAAGAUAUAGCCGAAAUGUCCAGAUUCUUAGACAGGAUUGGAGAUGAUAUUGCUUGUGAUAAUUAUCAAAUUAAUACAGUUUUCCAAGAAGUUAUAUUAAUUAAAAAUCGAUUAAAUUAUUUUGGACAUAAUCGACAUAAUCUACCGAUACCUGAGACGUUUAAAGUAAAAAAAAUAGUACCAAAUGAGCUUACUGAUCCUCUUGAAAGGGUAGCAUCUGAUCGUCGUGGGAAAACGAAACCCUAUAUUGUAAAGAAAUUAUUAAAGAAAUUCUUAAAACAAAGUAUAGACGUCGCCUGUAUUCCAACGUAUUAUGGCAAAAAUUUUAAAACUCACCUAGUAAUUUUAGGAAAACUUCACAGUUCUCCCGACAUUCUGAAAUUUUAUGGACUUUCUCAUGUCGAAAAUCACAAGGUCAUGGUAUUUGAAUGGGCUGAAUAUGGAAACCUACGCGAGGUUUAUAAUGCAUACGAUAUCUCUUGGACUUCAAAGGUGUCUAUUGCUCUCAAUAUUUGUCGUGGUAUCAUUUUCCUUCAUUCCUGUUCCAUCCUUCAUCACGAUAUCCGUUGUGAAAACAUUCUGAUGACUUCACGUUUGGAACCUAAAAUUGCAAAUUUUGAAUACGAACGUUUUACGACUGAUGAAACAACUAAUUUAGUUGAUAUAACUGAAAGUUUUCAUUGGCUUGCUCCUGAGAAAAUGAGAUACUAUGAUUAUCGAUAUAACAUUAAAUGCGAAGUAUUUAGUUUUGGAAUGCUUCUUUGGGAAUUGAUUUUUCAAAAAGUCCCCUAUGAGCAUUGGAAUUCGUCUAAAAUAAGAGAAUAUGUAUUGUCUAAUAAAAGAGAAAAGAUCGCUUUUAGUAAAGCAAGUCCUGAUAUUCAAAUUCUCCAAGAAAUUUAUGCGAAUAUUAUCGUUUCUGCCUGGCAAGAUGAUCCACAAAUUCGAACGUCAUUACAGCAAAUUUUCUUAGGAUUACAUGUCUUAGCAGGUUCCGUUAAUGAUGUAGGAGAUUUGCCUUUGCCAGGUCGUGAUAUGGAAUUCUUUACUGCUAUAAUGCCACUUCGAGAUGGUAUUGCAGCUCAUAAGAGAAAUGAAUGGGAUACAGCAUGGGAAUGUUUUAAUGCGCACGCAGAACUAGGUAAUACAACUGCCAAAUAUUGGAAAGGAUAUUAUUUAUGGGAAGGUUAUUCUUGUCAAAAAGAUCGAGUUGAAGCAUCAAAAUUAUAUAAAGCAGCCGCCGAUGAUGGAUUUCCAGACGCACAACUACGAUAUGCAUUUAGCUUGAUUGAUAAUCCAGGAAUUAAAUUUAAUAAAAAAAUAUUUAUCGAAUAUCUUAUAAAAGCCUCCGAUAAUAAUUCAUCCACGGCUCAGUUUAAUUUAGGUGAUUUAUAUUUUAAUGGUAAAAUGGGUGUGACUAAAGAUGUAUCACUUGGCAAGAAAUAUUUAAAUUUAGCUGCUUUAAAUAGUCAUCAUAAAGCUAUUAUAAUGUUACAAUCGUCGGAGAUUACUGCAAUUAACACAGUAAUUAGCGAAACUAAUAAAAUUUAUGAAGUAGCUCAAUAUAAUAAAAAAAUUUGCAAUGCAUUAAUGGAUAGGGUUGAUAUAGCUGAAAUUGCUAUUAAGAAUAUAGAAAGAAAGGUACAAGGAACAAGCAUCUUUGAAAAAAUUAUUAAAGUUAUGGAAGAAAUUAGGGAAUUUAUGAAGGAUAUUUCUCUAUUACAAAAUUCUACCAAAAGUUUAGGUACUAUUUCAAACAAAUUUUAUAAAUUGAUAAAUUGUUUUGAGGCCGAUAUGAAAGACUUGAAUUUAAUCACAACAAUUGAUCAACCGGCAAAGCCACAUGAGCUUACGGGUCCCCUUGGAGGAAAUCCUACUGAUCGUGGUAUUAUUGUAAAAAAAUCCAUAAAACAUAGUAUCGACGUUGCUUAUAUUCCCAUCACAAUCCAAUUUGAUGAUUUCAUUAAAACUAUAGCUCAUCUUACUAUGUUAGAAAAACUUCGAGACUCUGACAAUAUUUUGAAAUUUUAUGGACUUUCCCAUAACGAUGAUCAAUUAGUCAUGAUAUAUGAAUGGGCUGAAUUAAGAAACCUUUGUAAUGUUUAUAAUACAUAUGAUAUUUCAUGGACUGCAAAGGUUUCUAUUGCUCUUGGUAUUUGUCGUGGCAUCAUUUUUCUGCAUUCUUGUUCUAUUCUUCAUCAUGAUAUUCGAUGCGCAAACGUUAUGAUAACAGCGCGAUUAGAACCUAAAAUUACAAAUUUUAAACAUGCACAUCUUAUGCUCGAUGGUAUCUCUAAACCUAAAAGAACAUAUUAUGAAUCAUUUCCAAAUAUAGAUGACAUUAUUAAUUGGAUGGCCCCAGAAAAAAUUGAAAAUUUUAAUUUUAAUCAAUAUGAUGUGAAAUGCGAAGCUUUUAGUUUUGGAAUGUUGCUGUGGGAGCUUGCUUUUGAAAAAAUUCCUUAUCAAUAUUGGAGUACACAUAAGAUAAAGAAUCAUGUUCUAAAAAAGUAUAGAGAAUCCUUAGAAAUCAGAUCAAAUAAUGAUGAACGAUUUAUAGAAAACUAUUUUAAAGUUAUUAAAAAUACUUGGCAUCAUAACUCACAGGAGCGUUCAUGUUUUUAUACUAUCUUCAAUGAACUUAAUGAAUUAAUUGCUAAUUACCAACAAAAUGGAAUUUUUCAAAGUUUAAUUCCAAAGGAUAUUAAUCGAUUACAGACUGAAUCCGUUGAUGAAUUAGAAAAAAAAGCAAAGGAAUGGAUUGAAGAUACUAUUAAACGAAAAGUGAUUAAAUCAAUAGCAUGGUCUGAAUUUAAUUCUCAUAAAAGGAUAGGAGCAGGAAAUUUUGGAUCAGUGUUUCAAGCAUAUUGGUCUAACAUUCGUGAUCAUGUAGUUUAUAAAAAAUUAUUUAUUACAUCAGACAUUAAAUAUAAGAUGUGGGAAGCAUUUAAACAUGAAAUACAAAUACAAAGUAGAGCACAUUGUUGUGAAAAUAUUAUCCGAGUUUUAGGAAUAUGUAAAACUCCUUUUGAAUAUCAACAUGAUCAUACAAUAAAUUACAUAAUUUUAAGCGGAGAUAGAGAAGAAAGGAUGCCAGAUACUCCUGAUAAAUAUUAUGAAUUAUAUAACAAAUGUUGGGAUAAAGAACCUGAAAAAAGGCAUACAGCUGAAUGUGUUUAUGAGGUAUUGGAAAAGUUAAUAAUAGAUUAUAAUAGAGAAAAUGUAUUAGAAAAUGAAGAUACAAUUCUUUCAUCAACAAGCUCACUUGUUUCUUCAACAUUUUCAUCUGCAAGCACCUUUGCUUCGUCAACAAUUUCAUCAUCAAGUACUUGCAUUGAUGAUGGUUCAUUAAUGAUAAAUCUAGCGGAUUGUUACAAAAGCAUUGCUAAUGAGGAAAAUCCUUAA